AUGAUCAACGCCGUGCUCGUCUUCAACAACAACGGCCAGCCCCGCCUGACCAGGUUCUACACCCAAAUCGACACAUUAACUAAACAAUCCCUGAUUGCCCAAAUAUACGACCUCGUCGCCCAGCGUCCCCCAACAGCCUGCAACUUCCUUCCCCUGCCUCCCAUCCUCGCUCGCGGUGCCAGCUCCGAAAGCACCGGCCCCUCCGAUGCGCCAGCCCAGAUCACCUACCGUACAUACGCAACUCUAUCAUUUAUCAUGAUUUCAACGUCUACAGAGUCCCCGCUGGCGCUUAUCGACCUCAUCCAGGUCUUUGUUGAGGCACUCGACCGCAUCUUCGAGAACGUGUGCGAGCUGGAUCUUAUUUUUGGAUUUGAGACGAUGCAUGCAGUAUUGAGUGAGAUGAUCGUGGGAGGUGUUGUGGUUGAAACGAAUAUCGAUAAGAUUGUCUCUGGGGUGCAGAGCCAGGAAGGGAAUCUGGGGAAGAGGAAGGCUAUACAGGCGGCUAGUUCUGGGCCUCCCAAGACCGGAAAGAAGACUGCCCCCCUCCCUUACCCCCAGGGCAAGGCUGGUUCUGGCAAGAAGGGCCCCAAGAACCCUCUCAUCGAGAGACGCCCCCGUAACUACGGUAUUGGCCAGGACAUCCAGCCCAAGCGCAACCUCGGCCGCUUCGUUAAGUGGCCCGAGUAUGUCCGCCUCCAGCGCCAGAAGAAGAUCCUGAACCUCCGCCUCAAGGUUCCUCCUUCCAUCGCUCAGUUCCAGAGCACCCUGGACCGCAACACCGCUGCCCAGGCCUUCAAGUUCCUCAACAAGUACCGCCCCGAGACUAAGGUUGAGAAGAAGGAGCGUCUUCACGCCGAGGCUACCGCUGUCGCCGACGGCAAGAAGAAGGAGGAUGUCAGCAAGAAGCCUUACAACGUCAAGUACGGUCUCAACCACGUUGUUGGCCUCGUUGAGAACAAGAAGGCCUCUCUUGUCCUGAUCGCCCACGAUGUCGACCCCAUUGAGUUGGUUGUCUUCCUUCCCGCUCUCUGCCGCAAGAUGGGUGUCCCAUACGCCAUCGUCAAGGGCAAGGCCCGUCUCGGUACCGUUGUCCACAAGAAGACCUCUGCUGUUCUCGCUGUCACCGAGGUCCGCUCUGAGGACAAGUCUGAGUUCACCAAGCUCCUCAGCGCCGUCAAGGAGGGUUACACCGACAAGUACGAGGAGUCCCGCCGCCACUGGGGUGGUGGUAUCAUGGGCGCCAAGGCCGUUGACCGCCAGGAGAAGAAGCGCAAGAUCGCUGAGGCCGCCGUCCGUGUCUAA
Messenger RNA from Aspergillus versicolor CBS 583.65, 1302 nucleotides. RefSeq lists its product as uncharacterized. The record is from RefSeq and is a predicted model, not a curated record. Gene Ontology annotation, cellular component: intracellular membrane-bounded organelle; ribonucleoprotein complex. The transcript has 5 exons. The coding region runs from base 1 to 1302 and encodes 433 amino acids. Lineage: Eukaryota; Fungi; Ascomycota; Eurotiomycetes; Eurotiales; Aspergillaceae. Gene Ontology annotation, biological process: vesicle-mediated transport; protein transport; ribosome biogenesis.